Messenger RNA from Macroventuria anomochaeta, 607 nucleotides. RefSeq lists its product as uncharacterized. NCBI's taxonomy places the organism in Eukaryota, Fungi, Ascomycota, Dothideomycetes, Pleosporales, Didymellaceae. The record is from RefSeq and is a predicted model, not a curated record. Bases 24 to 236 code for a protein of 70 amino acids. The transcript has a single exon.
CCGCACUACUCGAUGCAGCGACGAUGGAUCCCCGCCCGUAUUGCUUCCUCUUUUUGUCUGCGCAAUCAGCAGGAGGGCUUGGCGCUCGAUGUGGCGAAAUGACAUCGUCGAAGACCAUGCCGCCAUCCAGAGGAUUAUGUGCUUAUCGCAAACCACAGCUUCUAGGGCAUCGAAAGAAUCCUGCGAGAAUUUUCCUGAAAGCUCGUGUGUAUGAUCAGACCAUGGGCUCGUGCUAGUGGGGCCUAUCGCGUGCCUGCCAAACCUGCCCAGCCUUGUGCCAAGCGGUUGCUUUCAUCGCGGACGAGGGCUCCGCGUAUCAUGGGUUACGAGGUGUUGUUGUCUGGAUGUGUGCCUGUGGAGAUGUUGGUGUGGGUAUGAUAUGACUCGUGAAGUGCUUCCAGACACCAGGUUUUAGGAUCUGAUAUGCCAUAGUUGUUGAGCAUCGUUCGGUCGCGAUCCUCGAAGUAAAUCGGGACAUUCACGACCAGCUGUCAGCAGUGUACAUCGAGCAGCGGAGUGGUGCAGUCUCACAAGGGCCAUAUCUAAUAUGUCGUAAGAGGCACAGAUACAACGUCGUUCAGACGUGGAGGGUAGCCAAUAACAGCAG